AGAACACGAUGCACGACUCACGAUCUUAUACAUUUUUGUUCGAACAGCCGUUCGCGAUCGUAUUCGAGAUUUUGUUCUUGAAAAUCCUCCUUCUCAUAAAAAAAUCUAACCCCGGUUUGAGGAAGAUUGGAUUAAUCGGUUCUUAAUUCAGCUCUAUUGUUUGAUUUGAUUGAUGAUUUACAUCGGGACCAGCGUUCCCGUGACGAAGAUCCCGCGGUUGCACCUUCACGAGACGACGAAGAGGAAUCUAGGGUAUUCCGGUGAUACAGUUUCGAUGCCAUCUGCGAUUAUAGAUGCGAGCGGCGUGGGAACGGCGAGGCCGCUGAUGCUGACUUCAGGAGCGAGCGGGCGGGUUAGGGCUUUGUUUUCGCUCCGUGCCCUAAGGAGCCUUCAGCUACUUCUCAAUGGGAUACUGUUGCUGUUGCUGCUGCCGUUCCGAUGGCGGACGAUGGAGAAAAAACAAGAGGCGGCGGUGUUGGUGGGAAGAAGAUGCGGGGAGGAGAAGAAGAAGGGGGUUGUAGUUAGGAUUCCGGCGGCGAUGGUACCGCGGCGGCCGAGGGAGCUAGAGGGAGCGGCGAGAAGAGCUAUGGCGAUUAGGAGGAUCGGAUUGAGAGAGGAAGGAGAAGAAGGGAGGAGCGUUAGGGAUUUCGCCUUUUUUACCACGGAGAGAGGCGAUACGCUCUUCACGCAGUCAUGGACGUCGGUUUCCAUUCGAACCAGGGGAUUGAUGGUUCUUUUGCAUGGCCUGAAUGAGCACAGUGGAAGAUAUGAUCACUUUGCAAAGCAGCUGAACGAAAGCGGAUUAAAAGUUUAUGCCAUGGAUUGGGUUGGGCAUGGUGGAAGUGAUGGGCUGCAUGGCUAUGUCCACUCUCUUGAUUAUGCUGUCAAUGACUUGAAAGCCUACUUGGACAAGGUUUUAACAGAAAAUCCUGGGCUUCCAUGUUUUUGCUUUGGACACUCUACAGGCGGUGCUCUUGUCCUUAAGGCAAUACUAGACCCAAAGGUUGAAUCCCGUGUCAAGGGUAUGGUGCUGACAUCUCCAGCCAUUCGUGUUCAGCCGUCCCAUCGCAUUGUUGCCGCUGUUGCGCCAAUCUUCUCGCUCUUAAUCCCAAGAUACCAAUUCGGCGCCGCAUAUAAGAAGGGACCGCCAGUUUCCCGUGAUCCUGAAGCCUUGAAGGCUAAGUACUCCGAUCCCCUCGUGUUCACCGGCUCCAUUAGAGUCAGAACUGGAUACGAAAUCCUUCGUAUUUCCCAUUCCUUACAGCAGAACUUAAACAGAGUAACUGUUCCUUUUCUGGUCCUUCAUGGCACUGCUGAUAAUGUAACAGAUCCUGUUGCCUCUAAGAUGCUCCACCAGGAGGCUUCCUCUUCUGAUAAAUCCUUAAAACUUUAUGAUGGUUUCUUGCAUGAUUUACUCUUUGAACCAGAAAAAGAAGAGAUUAUUAGCUAUAUAAUCAAAUGGUUGACUUCCAGACUUGAAGCAGAGGAACGAUCUUGAAAAAUGUUUCAAGUGGAUUGUUUGGAAACUACACUGAAAGGUUUUUGCAAAAUUUCAAUGUGGCCCAGACAGCAAAGGGAAGUGAUCUUUAGUAUAUAUGUUUAUAAUUUCAUAUUCAAUAAGUGAUCUUUAGUAUAUAUGUUUAUAAUUUCAUAUUUAUUUAAGAAGCCAGCAAUCAAUGGCUUAAUUUGUGAUACUUGAUUGUGAUAAUUUAGGACUUGUCGUAGGAUGUUGAUUUUUUUUUAAAUGGGUAUUUGUUCCUGGAUAAACUCUGGUCGUUGUAAUUAGCGAAUUCGGCCAAGACAGAACU
Phalaenopsis equestris is the source of this 1808-nucleotide messenger RNA. Its product is annotated as monoacylglycerol lipase-like. Bases 173 to 1498 code for a protein of 441 amino acids. The transcript has 7 exons. Gene Ontology annotation, cellular component: membrane. Gene Ontology annotation, molecular function: lipase activity. NCBI's taxonomy places the organism in Eukaryota, Viridiplantae, Streptophyta, Magnoliopsida, Asparagales, Orchidaceae. The record is from RefSeq and is a predicted model, not a curated record.